AUGACGUCCAAGCAGCUCGUCGUGGCCGAGUCCCUCUUGACCGGCUUCCAGAAGCUCAGCAGUCAGGUCUACGUGCGGCAAGGAGACCCGGGCUCACCAGAUUCCAGUCAUCCAACCACGAUCAUAAUCUACGGCUGGGGCGAUGCCCGUCCCAAACACGUGGUUAAGUACGUCGACGGCUACCACAGGCUGUAUCCUCACGCCUGCAUCGUCCUCAUCUUUUCGCCCAUCCUCAAAACCCUCUACCAGACCCUUGAGUCCCGCUCGCGGACCAUGAUCCCUGUCAUUCAAGCCGUCUACCCGGACGUGCUCGAUACCAAGAUCGAGAAGAGUCGGGAGCUUAAGCGAGUGCUGCUGCACGUCAUGUCCAACACGGGCGGCAUGAACUGCGCAGCAACUAUGAACGCCUACCACAAGCUGACCGGUGGCCAUGUCUUCCCUCACGACAUGCUUGUCUGCGACUCGACCCCAGGCAGUACGGCUUUCCUCCCGAACGUCGGUCCCUGGUCUCGCGCCAUGACUCUGGGCGCCUCCAGCUGGCUGCCCUGGCCCUUCUUCGUCACCCAGGCCCUGGCAGCUAUCUUCCUGGGCUGCCUACACGGCUUUGGCUGGCUGAUCGGCGCUACCAGCGCUGCUGAAUGGAGCACAAAUGCAGUCAACGACCCCAAGAUGUCAGACACAUCCGCUAAGCGGCUAUACCUCUACUCCAAGGAGGACGACAUUAUCCACUGGGCAGACAUCGAGAAGCACGCUGCCGACGCCAGGCAAAAGGGCUGGAGCGUGUCUGCCGAGCUCUUCGAAGGCACGCCUCAUGUUGGACACAUGCGUGCCCAUCCCGAGCAGUACUGGAACGCCAUCGCCAAGGCAUGGGAAGAGGUUGUGAGCAACAAGAUAAGGUCAAAGUGA
Thermochaetoides thermophila DSM 1495 is the source of this 906-nucleotide messenger RNA. RefSeq lists its product as uncharacterized. Lineage: Eukaryota; Fungi; Ascomycota; Sordariomycetes; Sordariales; Chaetomiaceae. The record is from RefSeq and is a predicted model, not a curated record. The transcript has a single exon. Bases 1 to 906 code for a protein of 301 amino acids.